AUGGUCAUCUUUGACAAGUAUUUUGACCUAUCUGUGCCAAAGCUCAAAGCCAGGAUCGUCUACUACGGGAUGUUGCUGCUUCGUCGGACCAACUACCUGGGGGCGGUCUCCUCGGUGGUGUGGCUGAACAUGAAGUUUCUCGGGUCGAGCUUGCUGCAGAAGAUGAAAGUGAACGUGAACGUCACUCUUCGGGUAAUUAGUGAUGCUUCGAGUGAUAAUGCCGCGAGUGACAGUGGUUCGGGACGUACUGGGCCUGUGAUCCAGGCGAGGAAGGAGUCGACUUCGGGGAAGACAACAGUGACGAGUACUUGGACCUUUAUGUCGACUUCCAGUUCUUCCAGCUGCACUCUGUCGACUUCCGAUGAGACGAAGUCGAGGUGCAAUUGGAAAUCGAAGUGCAUGUAUAAGAACUGA
This is a messenger RNA of Symbiodinium sp. CCMP2456, 414 nucleotides long. The record is from the annotation of a GenBank genome assembly. Lineage: Eukaryota; Dinophyceae; Suessiales; Symbiodiniaceae.